GGAGAGAGAAGAAGAGAGAGGAGAGAGAGGUAGAAAGAGAGAGAGAGCGAGUGGCAGAGAGAGAGAGAGAGAGAGAGUGGCGGUUAUAUAUAUGAAGCUUACGGUGGAGGAGCGACAAUGGUUACAGACGAAGCGAUAGCAGAAGCCCUGGACUCCCUCAUACGCGAAUCAACCCCGUCUCAAUUCACCUCCAUAAACGGUGUUGUUUUACAGCUCGAGUCCAAGCUAGGGCUAAAUCUGUCCCACAAGCUCGAGUUCAUUCGCUCCCAGAUCCAUCUCUUCUUCCAAUCCCACCAGCCACAGUCACAACCGCCGCCCCCGCAGCCACCCUCACAACAGCAACCCCCGAAAGACCAUUUUACCCUACAGCAAGCAACCAAUUUCUCAACUGGCCCUCCCAAUUUCGCCCCUCACCGCACCGAGGACCUCAAUUUCCGGCGCGACCCAACUCCUGCCCCUCCGGCCGAGCCCACUGGCGGCCCCGUUGCAGUCCCCGAGGCUCCGCCUCAAGAAAGUGCUCGAGCUGGAACUAAAAGAAGAGGUGGUCCAGGGGGUCUAAACAAAGUUUGCGGUGUUUCACCUGAACUUCAGACCAUUGUUGGCCAGCCAGCGCUGCCAAGGACCGAGAUUGUGAAACAGCUCUGGGCAUACAUAAGGAGAAACAAUCUCCAAGAUCCAAGUAACAAAAGGAAGAUAAUUUGCAACGAUGAGCUACGUUUGGUAUUUGAGACAGACAGUACUGACAUGUUCAAGAUGAAUAAGUUGCUAGCUAAACAUAUAAUCCCUCUUGAACCUACUAAACAGUCAGGUGAACAGUCGAAGAAAUUAAAGGUUGAUGCAGGAGCUGGAACAAAAAGUUCUGAAUCUGGGCCCUAUGUAGUAAUAUCUGAAGCACUUGCAAAUUUUUUUGGUACUAGUGGAAGGGAGAUGCUUCAGUCCGAGGUGUUAAGACGUGUUUGGGAAUACAUAAAGGUCAAUCAUCUGGAGGAUCCUCUAAAUUCAAUGGUGAUACUUUGUGAUGCAAAGCUUCAAGAGAUUUUUGGAUGUGAGAGCAUUUCUGCAUUAGGGAUACCUGAAAUCUUGAUGCGCCAUCAUCUAUGUAAGAGAUCAUGACAGCUGAUCGGAUUGACAGAUGUGUGGUGUUAAUGCGAAUCCUCUCCAUUCUGACAUUUUAUCUGAUACCACUUGGGAAGUUGAUUUGGUUUCUGGGCUUUGGUUGUCUACAUUUCAUGUUGGCAACUUUGUUAUGUAAAGAAUGAAAAUGUACUGCAGGCAAAUGGUGAUUUUUAUCAUGUUGUUGGUACCAUUGCCCUAGGGUUUGUGCUUUCUACCUUUGACAUCUUAGGUUACAUUUUCCCUUGGAAGUUUCUAACACCUGUAAUGUGCAGACAGUAGGAAAACUCGUGGAAAUGUAAAAAGAUGAUGUUUAACUUUUCUUGUUCAUGGAAGACAAUGCUAACUUAAGCUGCAA
Messenger RNA from Vitis vinifera (wine grape), 1471 nucleotides. RefSeq lists its product as uncharacterized. Gene Ontology annotation, cellular component: nucleus. Bases 118 to 1113 code for a protein of 331 amino acids. Lineage: Eukaryota; Viridiplantae; Streptophyta; Magnoliopsida; Vitales; Vitaceae. The record is from RefSeq and is a predicted model, not a curated record. The transcript is spliced from 6 exons.